AUGUCAUCUUCGAAAAUGCAGAAAUUUUGUCCAACGUUGCCAGCAGCUCAAAACAACAACCCACAAGGUAAUGGAGGAAUGGCCCAAGAUAUUGUGUCUUUCAAAGACGACAUCGUGUCUCACCUACUGGUCCACAACACAUACACACGCCUGAAGGACCUUUACGAAGAGGAGCUACGUGAUGCUUGGGUUGAGAAGAUUGAGCCUGUGAAGCAUAUCCAGGAAGACCUUGCUGUCGCGGCGUUUUUGAUUGAGCUAUGGCGCACGAUGUACGGAGCAGUGCCAGAGGCCAAGACCACAGAACAAAACACCAUUUCGCGAUUCCCGGGAUUUGUUGACAUUGCCUGUGGGAAUGGUGUGGUUGUCUAUGUGCUCCUGAUGGAGGGCUAUUCCGGUUGUGGAUAUGAUGCUCGCCGUCGUCAAACAUGGGGCAUUUUCCCAUCAUCCGUGCAGGAACGGCUACUGGAGAAAGCAUACAUUCCCAAACCAUUCGCAGACACAGGUUACAUCGCAAAUGUCCGUACGGAUAUUCACACAGGGGAUUUCCCGCCUGGAACAUUCAUCAUCUCUAACCAUGCCGAUGAACUCACCCUGUGGACUCCACUCAUGGCAUCCCUUGCCUGUCCUGUCUCCCCACUCCCGUUCCUCGCUAUACCAUGUUGCUCGCAUUCGCUCUCUGGAUCCAGCUAUCGCUUCCCUGCGCCGAACAAAUCAUCAGGAAAAUCAGAAAACAAACCAACAAAAGCUGACGAUGAUGUCAUCGAUCAAAACCCACAACCCGCGUCAGGGGAUCUAAGAGCCUUGAGAGCCGCGAAAGCGAAAGAGAAAACGGCAGAAGGCAUACUCGACUCAAUGUACGGAUCUCUUGCUGCCAAGACUAUGCAAAUCGCACAAGAGGUUGGGUACGAUGUUGAAUCAACCCAGCUUCAACUCUUAAGUACCCGAAACAUAGGAAUAGUGGGGGGUCGGCAAUUGGUGGCUCGGGAACGGAGAGGAGAAUCUCGAGACGAGAGCCCGGCCCCCGCAUCAGUGGACCCUCAAUCUGACUGUAGCAGCAAAUUAGCCCGCCAAAUCCAAGAUAUCGUCGAGCGUGAGUGCACCAGGGAUGGGGGAAUUCAUGUUGCCGCUCGGACAUGGAUCGAGCGCGCUCUGAGCCUUCACAGGGCCACAAGAAUGGUGAACCUUCACCCAGUCUGUGAAUAG
Molecule: messenger RNA, 1203 nt
Organism: Penicillium verhagenii
Lineage: Eukaryota; Fungi; Ascomycota; Eurotiomycetes; Eurotiales; Aspergillaceae
Gene: trm44
Product: tRNA (uracil) methyltransferase
Exons: 1
Coding region: 1-1203 (400 amino acids)
Biological process (GO): tRNA methylation
Molecular function (GO): tRNA (uridine) methyltransferase activity
Source: RefSeq, a predicted model, not a curated record